Messenger RNA from Cotesia congregata, 1353 nucleotides. NCBI's taxonomy places the organism in Eukaryota, Metazoa, Arthropoda, Insecta, Hymenoptera, Braconidae. The record is from the annotation of a GenBank genome assembly.
AUGGACGAUUGGGAAGAAACAUCAAUACCCAACAGCAAAAUCCAAACGUUGAUCAGCAGUUGCGCAGCAUUGAAGCCGGAACCAGAGUUACUACACAAGGCAUCCUUAUUCACAGAAGGCGGCGAGUAUUCCAGGAUCUGGAUCAAAAAAGAUGUUUACGAUGGCGAGCCUAUUUAUUAUUACUAUAAAAUCAAAAUACUUGUAAUAGAAAAAGAUGAAAACGAGAAGGAAAAUACAUUUUUAUUUGUCCAAAACUGGGGAGCUUUUGACACAAUCAAUCAUCGCAAGCGCUCUGAUAACUUACCUCUCAGACAAUGUCUUCAAAAAUUUAUGAUCCAGUCGUCUGAGCGUAGCAGAAAUUUCAUUUUCUCCAAAGUUAAAGAAAAUAACAUUAGCAACAAUCCUUUGCCGGAGCCUGUUCGAGAGCUGAUUGCAAAAUAUAUUUUCGACAUGAGUUUUCUCAAGAAAAUGAUUGACGACUACACAUUAAAUGUAAAGGAUACAAUAUUUACAUUUCUUGGAGUUACCUCGGAGGUAUCGGAGGUCACAUGUGCUACAUCUGAAUUGGCUGAUUAUCGACAAGAAUUCACGACCCAGAUCCAAUCAUCAUUGUCUUAUGGUACAAUACGUGAAUUAUUGGAGAAGCAAAUAACUUGUGAAGCUACUGAUAAGAUUAACGACAGGAGCAGGACUUUCAGCCUGAUGAAUUUUUAUUACAAACAAUUGCACACGACAAUUAGAGUCCUUGAUAGAAACUCUGAACGCUACAGAAUAAUUGAAAAAUACUUUACUAAUUCGCAGUCAAUGACUUCUGUUGAUUCCUAUAUUUUAAAUGGCAAUCCUCUCAAGUUAAAGUAUGUAUUUGAAAUUGAAAGGCCAUAUGACAAUGUCAGAUACACCAAAGAUUUUAAGAACAAGCAACUACUUUGGCACGGAACAAGGAGAUUUAACAUCCCGUCCAUUUUGUACGAGGGUUUUAAAAUAAGUAAAGCAAAAGGAGGUUUAUUCGGCACCGGUACUUACUUUACUAAUGCAAUGACUAAGUCUUGGAGAUAUUGUGGAUCUUACUGUGAAGGAGUCCUUUUUCUUUGUGAGGUUGCUUUGGGCGAAAUUUCGACUGGGAAUAAUGGCUUUGUGAAUGGAUACGAGGAAAAUCCAUUAACUGAUGGUAAAAAUUCAGUGCAUGGAGUUGGAAAUUAUUCGCCGAAUAUCAAUGACUUUGAUAUUAUUGAUGAUGAUGUCUUGGUACCUUAUGGAAGACUUGAAUUUAAAUAUAACAGUGGAUUGGAAUUUGAUGAGUUUAUUGUUUACAAUACCUCUCAAAUAAAAAUAAGGUACCUCGUUACCUUUUAG